AUGGCGAGCUACAUGACCUGCUCCGAAGUGAGCCUAAUAUGUCCCGUCGAAAGCACAACAUACGGAUAUUACCCCAGUUUCGGCGGAAACAUCUUCUUCACAGCCUUCUUUGCUUUUCUCGGAGUCUGCCAAACCGGCCUCGGCAUCUACUACCGAACAUGGACAUUCCUGAUAGCUCUCCUCGUUGGGACGUUUAUGGAAAUGGCCGGGUACAUUGGCCGAGUACUUAUGCACGAUAACCCAUGGUCUGGACCUGCAUUCAAGCUUCAGAUCGUGUGUCUGGUUCUCGCGCCGACCUUCAUCGCAGCCGGUGUUUACCUGACAUUGAAACAUAUCAUUCUGAGCUUGGGACCCGAACACUCAAUCUUAAAACCGCGCCUUUUCACAUGGAUUUUCAUUGGAUGCGAUAUUGGAUCCCUCCUUUUGCAGGCGGCAGGUGGUGGUGUGGCUGCAUCUGCUGGAAAGAGCGAUAUGCAUAUGCUUCAAAUUGGCGAUGAUAUUAUUAUCGCUGGUAUCGCCUUCCAGGUUGCGACUAUGGUGGUGUGUGCGUUCUUUGCUGUUGUCUUCUUCUGGAGGGUCUUCAAGCAUGGUGAUGGGUUUGCCGGGGAGAAGAACCUUGAUACUGGUGUUUCGACGAUUGUUCCUAAGUGGAUGCCGUUCAUUGUGGGAGCUGAGGUCUUUGCUUACUUCACUGUCUUGAUUCGCUGCAUUUAUCGUCUCCCAGAGAUGGCUGGUGGCUGGGGAAAUCCGCUGAUGCAGAAGGAGAAUGAGUUCCUUGUCUUGGAUGGAAUGAUGAUUGCGCUGGCCUGUCUGGCCUUUACCAUCUUCCACCCCGGAAUCUUCCUCCCAUCAUUGCGUUUCGCGCCCAAGAACAGCACAUAA
Molecule: messenger RNA, 882 nt
Organism: Penicillium griseofulvum
Lineage: Eukaryota; Fungi; Ascomycota; Eurotiomycetes; Eurotiales; Aspergillaceae
Product: RTA1 domain-containing protein
Exons: 3
Coding region: 1-882 (293 amino acids)
Cellular component (GO): fungal-type vacuole; plasma membrane
Source: RefSeq, a predicted model, not a curated record